GUGCAACUCGAAUUUACAAGGAAGUCGCCCCAACACCCCAGCCCGUCUGCGAGUGCGUCAGAGGCGAUGUUCACCAAAAACGAAACUCAGGAGUUGCGCAGGGGCUCCGUCGGUCUCGGCUGCGAACUCGGGUUCCACCCUUCAGUUUUAAGUGGGGACGUUUCGCAUGAAAGGCGGGAUGCGAGGAGGUGGUCUAACUUGGAAGUAAUCCAGUAACGACGCGUUUUCUGGAAGGUUCGACGACACUAACAGUGGAGAAAUAGCAUUAAAAAAACUCACAUGAACCUAGUUCACUAAAAAGCUUUUUUGAAGGAUUGUGAGGAACCUACAAAACAACUCUGUGGUCCGGAAGCUUAUGCUAUGGAAUGAACGUGAGGACAGUUCAACAGACAGCCCUCUAAAAUAAGGAGUAACCAUCAUGGCUGAACAAGAGCAGACGCCUCUUGAAAACUGGACCGAAGACCAAGUCAGGGACUGGCUGAGAUCUAUCGGAUUAAAGGAGAAGAACGUGGAGAAAAUGUAUAAUGAGGAAGUAGAUGGAAAAGUCCUUCUUCAUCUGGAUGCAGACUUCUUGUCAACUAAGAUUUGCCUGGCACAUGGGCCUGCUUUUUUAAUUAUAACAAAGAGAAACGAGCUCAUCGACCGUCAAAGGGUGAAGCUCGAAGGAAACUCUGCCAGUGACAAGCAAGUUGAUGUGAAAAAGAAAACUAAGAAAACUAAAUCACCAAAAGCUCCACCGACAACACGCCAAGCGGAAGUGGGUCAGGAUCCUAUCCAGGGUCCGAUGAUACUAGAGAGUACUGUGGGCAAAAGUAACUUUAAAGAGGAAUGCAAACCGCGACCAUUUGAUCAGGAUGCACUUGAUUUCAUUUAUGUGAAGAAUCGAGUCCUGCUGCCAGAAUCUGGGGCUUUUGACCUGAUAGUUCCCUGCCAUGAAUACAAGUCUUUUGCUGUGGCGGCCACCCUGGACCGCACCAGACUCCAAGCAAAGUUUGCCUACGAGGUUCUUAAAUUUGCAACUGGCUGCAUGAAUAUCAGGACAAACGGAACAAUACACUUUGGCGUGAUGGACAGCAGGGAGGAUUCAGGAUAUGUGCACGGUGAGAUAAUAGGUGUUCCCAUUAGCGACAAGGACGUAUAUGUAGAUGCCUUGAACUACAUUGAGAGGAGUUUCUCUUCGGAUAAGGAUCACAUUCGCCAAUGUGUGCGGCCACCAAGGUUCAUAGAGGUGAUGGAUCGUGAAAGCCCAGAGAAGAGGUACAUUGUGGAGGUCGACAUUGUGCCUCUAAGUAGUAUUGUCAAGAGCAAAGUGUAUUCUGUUAGUUUGCCCAAGUUCAACGAGUCCAGCAAUAAAGUACAAAUGGAGAAAGAUGUGAUCUAUCGAAGGGUGGGCUCAAAAACUGAACCAGUGACUGACACUGACAUCAAGGUCUUCUACGAGCGGGUCAACGAUCGAGAUGCACAAAGAGAUGAGGCGGAAAAAAAUAAUUUCUACUGUGCUCCAGCUCUAUGCAAGGACCUUGGAAGGAAACUUACAAUGCUGAUGACAGGUGGAAAGAAAUUCAUUGAUAAAGCCAAAUGGUUUAUUUUGGUGACAAACAAACUCUCACCUGCUGACCUCAGCAAUAUCGACUGGUUGCUAAACCUCAACAUCUUUUGUGUAUUUGACUUCGACCCAGACUCAAAGGUCUCAGGUCUGUGCAGCAGAUUCCUUCAACAUCAUAUUGCAAACAUGCAUUCGUUGGAGAGCUAUAGAAAACCAACCGACAUGACCGUGAAAGAACUUGAGAUUCGUUUGAACCUUUUUGACCAAACAAGCUGGAUUUUUCCAAAUGGUCGUUCUGACUUUGAUGGUGAUCAAAUUUCAUGUGAUGGAAUUACUUGGUUCAGAACAAAAAUGACUCUCCUCCAAGAACCAGUUUCCCUGAUAUGCAAACAAAUUUUUCCUAAAGGAGCAUUCCAAGUGAUUUUCCUCCUCACAUCCGCAGUUGAGAUACCACUAUUGCAUACCUUCCAGGCAUUCUACGCAGACAUGAAAGGUCAUGAAGACAUCAUCUGCAUCUGUGAAUCUGAGGAAACCUUCUCAAAGUGGCAGGCAUUUGCUGAGGUUUUCUGCACAAAAGACGCUGUGGACACCAACAGUGUUGUUGGUCUGAAAAUGAGCCACGUUGAUGCAAUAUUGCAGCAGGUGCAGCCUGUUAGAGCAGGUGUUGCCAAACUAUUACCUGUUGUAAAUGGGACUUGUACACUGGAAGCACAGCAAGAGGAAAGAAUGUGUUCUUUGGAAGUUCUUUUAGUGAAUCAUUGUGAUGACACAAGCACUGACUUCAUCCACGAGGAAAAGGAGAACAUUGAGCAGCAGUUUUACAGAGGAGGGCGAGUGACGUGGAUGAAUUUCUGGCUUGCUGACCACAAACAUGUGGGAGAGGUGAUUGAAAGAGAUGCAUAUGAGGUUGUUUCCAAACUACUUAAUGAAAAUCUGAGAUGGAAUGAUGACCAGGAUCCUGUGGUCUGUAUAAACAUCAAUCAUCAUCCUGGAAGUGGAGGAAGCACGGUCGCAAGGCAGUUGCUGUGGAAGCAAAGAAAAACCCUGAGAUGUGCAGUUAUCAAACCUGACCAAUCCGCCACUGAUGUUGCACAACACGCAGAUGAACUGAGACAGUACGAAGAAAAAGAUCCACGGAGGUGUCUGCCUGUACUGCUCCUGAUCGAAGACUCAGAUAAAGAAUAUCUGGACGACCUCAGACAUGAGCUAGUGGAUGCCAUGCAUGUAAAAAAGAUUAAAAGUGGAACACCCUGUUUUAUUUUGCUGAGCUGCAGGAGGUCCCAUGAUCCAGAGAGAAGAAGCAAAGAGUUUCCUCUUAAAAAUGUGUCAGUCACUCACAGACUGUCAGCAGAGGAGAAGAGGAAAUUUGCUGCCAAACGAGAUAUACUUGAGCAGCAGUAUCAGCCAGAUUUCAUUCUGACCUUUGUCCUGAUGAGUGAAGCAUUCUCUCAAGAGUAUAUUCGACAGUUUGUCAAACAUCUACUUCAGGACAUUGACCAUACAUCUCCUGUCACCCGCCUCAUGCAUUAUGUGGCACUGCUGAACACAUAUGUCCAAAACUCCUACAUCUCUCAGUCACAUUGUGAAGCCUUCCUAGGUUUGAGACUUCACAUGGAAAGAUUUCGUCAAUACAAGUUUGAAAAGUUGCUCAGCGAUCAGGCCAAACUUGUGUUUCUACAUCUAAGAGACGAUAAAACCCACAUUGAAUCCAUCAGAAUCAUCCAUCCACUUGUGGCGAAAGAAAUUCUGGAACAACUGUUGUGUGACCAAAUGACUCAAAGCAAGUUGGCCAUGAGGCUACUUGAGGAAACUGUGCUUUUCGAACACAGAUUUGGAAAGCACGAAUAUCAUUCAUUUCUGAGGGCUCUUUUCACUCAGCGGCUGAGAACAAGCAAAGGUGAUGAACGCGACAGCCUCUUCUCUCCUCUCAUUGAGGACGUUCGUAAAUAUGAGGGCGGCCCAGACCCAGCAACUAUUUUACUUAGGAAAGCAUUUGAGCGGUUCCAUAGUGAUCCAUUCAUCGCACAGCAUCUUGCUCGCCUUCAUUAUCAUUAUGAACAAUUUGAGGAUGCAAAACACUGGGCAGAAGUUACUGCACAACAGCAGCCCAACAACUCCUUCAUUCUGGACACAAAAGGCCAAGUGUACAAAAAGUGGUUUCAGGCGAAAUGCAAAGCCAUGGACAACAACAAUGUCCCCAAAACUGUGGACAGUAUAGCAGAUGCUGUGGGGACUGCUUUAAAAGCCAUCGAGUGUUUUCAAGACUGUCAGAGAGCCGAUAAAGAAGACAAGGACCAUGUGAACAAUUCAGGGUAUUUUGCUGAGGUUGAGGUUGGAUGCAGUCUGCUGAAGCUGAUUCAGUCACUUCCUGUGUUUUCAAACACACUCAAUGGUCACGCAGAAUGCAUGAAGUACCUGUUAACAGACUAUAUUCCCCAGGAAAUUUCUGAAUCGUGGAAACCAUUUCAUGACAGGCUGAAAAAACUCCACAAGACCAUGCAAGAUUCACUGGAGUGGAUUUCAGAAGAUCUCAGCUACUUCCAGACUGAAAUUGAUGCAGAGGAAGAGGAAACACCUGAAAGUGCCGAGGAGAAGAUCAGCCACCCGCUGUCAUGGUUGACAAAGCGCUCCUCCGAGUUUGGAAAGUACUUCAGUGAAUCUUUCAAAAUUAAACCAGGACAGCCAAUCCCAACCAACUUAACCCCAUUUCAGAAGCAGAUGUUCAUAUAUCAACUUGGAGGGGGGAACAUAACAUCGAUACUCUCGAAACUAUCUGACCACAGAGAUGCAGUGCGUCUCUUGGAGACGAUCCUUUCUCUUUACCCAAGCGAUCCACUGAGGGCAAAGCUUGGCCAAAAACAUAUUGUCUGUUAUGUCUUGGCCCAAAUCACUCUGAACUGUCUAUCAUCCCAAACAAAGCCACCCUCCAUGAGAGACCUGCAGGCACUGUGCAAACAAUUCCCUGCUGAUGAAAGGAAACCAGAGACACUUUUCUUGUUGACCUUAUUGUUUUGGCCCGAUGAUCAUGACUCGGACACAGAAAAAGAAGCCAAAUAUGAAAUAAUUCAGUCAGCAGUUGCUGAUCUCAACAACCACUACUGGAACAAAAUGAAAGACAUCCCACGGCGCAAGAGAAGAAUUUACACACAUUUUUACCUGGGAAGAGGAAAAGGACUGUACAAGUUUGUCCACAAGAUGAAGUUUGAAAAAUUAGUAAAGGUGUCCUCGGUCUCUGAGAGACGCUUGAAGUGGCUGAGUGGAGAGGUCUGGAAAAGGCCUGAAGUUGCUGUAAUGCUGAAGCGUGUGUCAGGUUGGACUGAAGAUGGAGUUGUUUACCUUGCUGGUCCCAAAACAAGGAAGUUCAGUCUUCUACCCCUGCAUGUACGCUCAGUGCCACACAGCAAUGAAAACAUCACAUUCUACCUGGGGUUCACAUUCCGAGGUCUUGUAGCCUGCGACAUCAAGACAAAGUAGUGGGUUUCUCAUUCGGGUCAAAAAACAGACUGUAAACUAUUCAUCAAGAAUGUAAAAUGAAAAACUCUCACUUUUUCCUGUUGUAUAUACUGAAAAAUCGAAAAUAUUAUAACCAAGGCCUGCAAGUGACAUUUGAAUUCUUAUUGAACCUGUAUGCUUUGCACUUUUGAACUUACAAGCAAGACAUGCUCUGAACUUAGGGUGAACUUGUAAACAGAGCAUGUUUUUGAAGCUGAGCUCGCGAUUAUGGUUAACACUUAGAAGGUACGUAAGGUACGUAAACAAAACAUUGUGGUCAUCAUUUAGAAGAUACGUUACAUUUAUCAAAACAUUGAAACUAACACCUAGAAUGUUCAAUGUAUCUAAAACAAUUACCUAAGACAUGAGAGGCGUCUCCAAUGAAGAUUAAAACUUCCCACUGAAGAAAACUAGAACACGUGAUCCAUUAAUGACGCAUUAGGGGAUUGUUUAUUGAAACCAGCAAUGAUGCUAUAAAUGUCUAGGAAAAACUGACCCUCGUCUCUCUUGCUGCACGCUUUUUGGCUUCAUCCGUUCGCUGUAAGGUCUUGUACCUUAACUUGGGACGGUGCUCUUGCUCUUGCUCUUAGGCUAGUUGACUUAACGAUUUUUAUUAUUGAUUGAUUGAUUGAUUUGAUUAUUGAUUUUUUUUUUUUGACUUAAUCCUUUUUAUUGUAUGUAUUUUGAUUAUAUGAUUUUUGACGUGUAUGUAUGGGUAUUAGCGUCUGGCGACACCCUUGAGUUUAUUGAUGUUUAUUGAUUUUAUUGUUUUUAUUAUCCUUUUAUCAUUUUUUGAAGAAAUACUUUUGAUACAAAAACAAAAUAAAAUUGAGUACGAAUUAAGUACUGAAAAGGCACAACGGCGUUGAUCCCUGACU
Molecule: messenger RNA, 5916 nt
Organism: Synchiropus splendidus (mandarinfish)
Lineage: Eukaryota; Metazoa; Chordata; Actinopteri; Syngnathiformes; Callionymidae
Product: sterile alpha motif domain-containing protein 9-like
Exons: 5
Coding region: 419-5020 (1533 amino acids)
Cellular component (GO): cytoplasm
Molecular function (GO): protein binding
Source: RefSeq, a predicted model, not a curated record